AUGCCUCGCAACGGAGACGGUUCUUCUGACAACGGCCCCUUUGAGGAGGCUGAGCACAACAUUGUGCACGGUGCUGGCAAGCCUGACACUGACCGUGUCGACCGUGCCGACAAGACCGCUGACCUCCCCGAGGGCAAGGACGAGGAGGGCCUCGCUCUCAAGGACGCCAACGCCAGUGGUGGUCAGAGCCAGGGCCUCAAGAAGGGCGACAAUGUCGGCCAGGGAAACUAG
Messenger RNA from Fusarium sp. VM40, 231 nucleotides. NCBI's taxonomy places the organism in Eukaryota, Fungi, Ascomycota, Sordariomycetes, Hypocreales, Nectriaceae. The record is from the annotation of a GenBank genome assembly.